AUGAAUGGAUCAGAAUCAAGAGGGGAGCCGGUUUCUGCGAGGAGUGUGGAUGGGAAGGAGCAGGAGAAGUGGGGCCGUGAGCAGGACAGAGAAGAACCCGAGGAGGAGAGCGCGGAGGGGAGUGGGGAGGAAAAUGAUGGAGGGAAGGAUGGAAGGGAGGAUGAGGAUCAUUAUUCACGUGGAUUCUUCAAGAAUCUAGAUUCGUUAAGAAGUAUUCGCAACGGAACGGCAUGGGCAUGUGCUGUUGCGGAAGCAGCUUAUCCUUCUCUUUCCAGCUGUGAAAUCACGGCUCCUAGCACCCAGCUUGCUGCACCUGUAGAUCGAGAGAUCGCACGCGAAAGGCGCUUGCUGCAAGAGAAGGGACUGGAGAUGAGGGGAGCAGGAUAUUUGGCAGCUUUGCUUGGGGGGGAUGCCCCGACUGCCUCAGAUAUUUCAAAUGGAGAGUAUUUUCCGCUUGGUGAUUCUCUUGAAGAGACACGGAUCGUGGGAGGAGCAAGCAAUCAGGCACCGCUGAUUAGGAAUACCCCUAAUGACCUGGUGAUGGCAUGUGAAGAGGCACGGGUUGCGGCAGGAGCAAGAAAGAUGGCUGUGCUGACUGGGGAGUCCUCUAAUGCUCCAGAGAUCAGAGCCGAGCCUUUGCUUCGUGGGAAUACUCUGGAAGAGGCACGGGUCACUGCAGGAGUAAGCGAUCUGGUGGUGCUGAUUGGGGAUGAACUCGAAGGGGCAAUGGUCCAGGGAGGAGCGGAUGAUCGGGCAGGGCUAAUCGGAGAUGAGUUUGGUUUUCCAAAUGACUUCCCGAAUGGCUUCCCGAAUGGCUUCCCAAAUGGUCACACAGAGAAGAUGCCGCUACGCUCACGUGGCUUUGGAUGUGCAGGGAACAGGAAGCUGGCAGGGCAGUCUGGAGAGACAUGGGAGGAAGGGGGGCGUAGGGAGAAGGCGUGGAAGGAAGGAGAGGAAGUGAUGCAAGGGGAUGCAGAGGAGUGGGAUGUGGUUCCGAGCUACAUCCAGAAGGUUGUUGCUGCUGCAUCUUGUGAGUCAGGCAAUGCUGAGAUGGACACUUGGCUACUGGAGGACAUAAUGCCGCUUGAUGGAUGA
Closterium sp. NIES-65 is the source of this 1095-nucleotide messenger RNA. NCBI's taxonomy places the organism in Eukaryota, Viridiplantae, Streptophyta, Zygnematophyceae, Desmidiales, Closteriaceae. The record is from the annotation of a GenBank genome assembly.